Messenger RNA from Drosophila bipectinata, 1879 nucleotides. Its product is annotated as proton-coupled amino acid transporter 1. Gene Ontology annotation, biological process: amino acid transmembrane transport. Gene Ontology annotation, molecular function: L-amino acid transmembrane transporter activity. The record is from RefSeq and is a predicted model, not a curated record. Lineage: Eukaryota; Metazoa; Arthropoda; Insecta; Diptera; Drosophilidae.
GUCGUCAGUCUUGAAUAUUUCGUGGAGCGAUUAGCACACAGAACACAGAAGAAAAACUGAAUUCUUCAAAACUUGAUUCUUGAUUCUUGAAAAUAAAAUUCAAUUAGCCGCAUCCGCAUCCUAAAUACAUUUUAUUCGAAAAUAUCUAAAUGCAGUCUCAACAAAAAUAAAUCAAAUAUAGCGAGUGUGUGUGCGUGUGUGUUUUGUGUGUUAGCUUCUCUUUCGCUCAGUGUUUUGUUGUCUGUUUUUUUUUUUAUUUUUAUUAUUUGUUUAUUUUUGCUUUGACCGAGUUCUUUAACAACAACAACAAGAACAGUACAAGCAGCUACAACAAAAAUGGAUGCCGAGGCACACAUUCAGAUACAAAACAUAACCACUACCAAGCGGCGCAAUGUGAACGAGCAAGGAGGAUACGAAGAGACGGCCUGUGGCAAGGUAGUUGCAGUUGAUCCACCCGGGAAUGCCGGAAGUAAUAACCAUAACAAGGGUUAUCAUCCACUCACCAGCUAUCUGGAGACGAUCGUCCAUCUGUUCAAGGGCAACAUUGGACCUGGACUGUUUGCGAUGGGGGAUGCCUUCAAGAACGGAGGAUUGGUGGUGGCACCGAUACUAACCGUGGUCAUAGCCGUAAUGUGCAUCCAUUGCCAGCACGUCCUGGUGGCCUGUUCCAAGAAGAUGCGGGAUCUGCACGGCGAGGAGAUCUGUGCGGAUUAUGCGGACACCGUGAGACAGUGUUUCGAGAAUGGACCCGUCAAGUUGAGGGGCUGGUCCCGGACUAUGAGCCGAUUGGUGGACGUGUUUAUUUGUGUCACACAGUUGGGAUUCUGUUGCAUCUACUUUGUUUUCAUUUCCACGAACGUGAAGCAGAUACUCCAUGCCUCCGACAUCGAGCUAGACCUCCGUCUGGUGAUGGUGGCGGCCCUGCCGCCGAUACUUCUCAGCUGUCUGAUUACCAAUCUGAAGUGGCUGGCUCCUGUCUCGUUGUUUGCCAACAUCUGCAUGAUCCUCGGCCUGUCCAUAACACUGUAUUAUGCACUGAGGGAUGGGCUGCCGAACAUACCGGACCGAGCACUCUGGACCAAUGGAUCACAGUUGGCCCUCUUCUUUGGGACAGCGAUCUUUGCCUACGAGGGCAUCGCACUGGUGAUGCCACUGAAGAACUCAAUGGCCAAGACCGAACAGUUCGAGAUGACGCUGGGUGUGCUGAAUGUGGGCAUGUUCUUGGUAUCGGUCAUGUUCCUGUUCGCCGGAUCCGUGGGCUACAUGAAUUGGGGCGAGGAAGUGGGCGGAAGUCUGACCCUCAAUCUGGGCGAUACCAUUCUGGCGCAGGUGGUCAAGGCAAUGGUAUCCAUGGGUGUUAUGUUCGGGUAUCCUCUCCAGUUCUUUGUGGCCAUUCAGAUAAUGUGGCCGAGGGUUAAACAGAGUUUCCGCAUCGAUGAGGAGAAGAGAUGCCUGUUCGGUGAACUUUUAUUCCGUACCAUAAUGGUUCUCAUCACAUUGUCCAUUGCGGAAUUGGUACCAGCUCUGGGCUUGUUCAUCUCGCUGAUCGGUGCUCUCUGUUCGACGGCUUUGGCUCUGGUAUUUCCAGCUGUUAUCGAACUGAUUACCCGCAGCGAAGCCAACAAAGGUCCUGGAUUCUGGAUUUGUCUCAAGAAUUUGGUAAUCCUACUAUUGGCACUAUUAGGAUUCUCCACCGGCACCUACGAAAGUCUCAAGGAGAUUAUAACGCACUUCAAUGAUGAGCCAAAAUGAUUUCAACCAAAUAAAUAGUAGAGAUAGUUAUAACGAAAUAUUUACAAAAUCGGAAUCAGGUUCAUCAAAUAUCAGUUAUCACAAAAACAUAAUUGUCUUAAAAAAUAAAAAAGAAAAAUCAAUGUGA